AUGACCACGUUAAAAGAUUCCUUCCUGCCAAUCAUAAGUGUUAUUCCUCGCAUCUGGGGGCCUGUAUUAACAGUCACGAUUUUUGCGACGUUUGUUGCAUAUGCACAUACCAAGGGUCAUCAGGUCCAACUUACGAACUCCGUCGUUCCUUUGCUAUCUGUGGUUGUUGGCCUUAUAUUAGUAUUCAGCACUUCUUAUGAUCGUUACUGGGAAGGACGAAAGUCAUUUGCAUCCAUGACAUCCAACAUCCGAAAUCUUUCCCGUCUGGUCUGGGUAAAUGUUGCGCCUCCACCUUCAGACCAAGAGAUUUCCAUCAAAGGAAAAGCAAAAACAAUAACACCCAAACAGUUGGAACGCAGGAAGGCAGACGCACUGCAUCUAUGUCUGGCGUUUGCUUAUGCAGUCAAGCACUACCUUCGCGGAGAAGACGGUACCAACUGGGAAGAUUAUCGUGGAUUGCUCCCACCCUCAUUCCUCCAAGCAGAAGAUAUGGGGUAUCGUUCUGACGCAUAUUCAGCGACGCGUAGCUCAUCGCCAGCACCAAGUGACAGCAGCGGCAUGACGUCCCUUGACCGACCCAAUGCCACGAAGCGAGUGCGUGUAAAGCGUAGCAAACCGAACCUUAUCAGUCAGACGACACCGUUACUGUCAAUUCAAUUCGCGGAGGAAACCUCUCUUCCUCUUCCAUUAAUUAUUUCUCAUGAAUUGGGCCGAAUGAUAUUCUGUUUUCGUCGAGAUGGACUGUUAGAAACUGUUGGCCCAGCAGGUACGAAUGCAAUGACUCAAUUAAUUCAGGGCAUGGUCGACCAAAUGACGACCAUGGAGCGUGUUGCGAAUACCCCGAUCCCACCCUCUUAUGGAAUUCAUCUGAAGCAAUGCGUCACCCUUUAUCUGUUUGCCUUACCGCUGACCCUCGUCAAUGACCUUGGCUGGACUAUGAUACCUAUAGUGACGGUCGUUGCAUUCACUCUGAUGGGCAUAGAAGGUAUUGCUGAUGAAAUUGAGAUGCCCUUUGGAACAGACAAAUCCGAUCUUCCUCUCGAUACAUACUGCCAAGAUCUGAAAGAGGAAAUCGGAUUUAUGAUAACUCGUCUGCCUGAAGUAGGGGAGGGAGCCUAUGGCUACGACGAUGGCGAAGGAGAUGAUUAAGAUACCAAUGCCUUGACAACGGCGUUCAAAAUAUUGACAUGAAAUCACGCAACAGAAGGAUGUUUAGGACUUGACAUAUAUAUUAAUCAUUCCUAGACAUUCAUUGGAAUUCUGGGCUACAGAAUUCUCCAGGACCAUAUGGCUGGAAUGAACAGUUAGCGUAGUCAGAUCGAUCAAUUUCUCUUGGACAUACCUUUGUAGUAAGCGCUGUUAGACCCGCCGAAUUCUC
This is a messenger RNA of Guyanagaster necrorhizus, 1378 nucleotides long. RefSeq lists its product as uncharacterized. Gene Ontology annotation, molecular function: chloride channel activity. Lineage: Eukaryota; Fungi; Basidiomycota; Agaricomycetes; Agaricales; Physalacriaceae. The record is from RefSeq and is a predicted model, not a curated record. The coding region runs from base 1 to 1149 and encodes 382 amino acids. The transcript is spliced from 11 exons.